Vollenhovia emeryi is the source of this 5738-nucleotide messenger RNA. RefSeq names its product guanine nucleotide exchange factor subunit Rich (gene Rich). The coding region runs from base 718 to 4965 and encodes 1415 amino acids. Lineage: Eukaryota; Metazoa; Arthropoda; Insecta; Hymenoptera; Formicidae. Gene Ontology annotation, biological process: retrograde transport, endosome to Golgi; intracellular protein transport. Gene Ontology annotation, molecular function: protein binding. Gene Ontology annotation, cellular component: Golgi membrane; Ric1-Rgp1 guanyl-nucleotide exchange factor complex; cytosol. The record is from RefSeq and is a predicted model, not a curated record. The transcript has 12 exons.
AAGUGUGAAAAUGUUCUGCCACGCAACUUAUCCUGGUAUUAUUUUGUGUAGAGACCCUGUAAUCAGAGACAUGCCAUAAGAGUUCGAUAAAAGAAGUGAGCCUACGUUUCCCUAUCGCUCGCAGGAAUUUGACGAACUCGCGUGGCCAGUCUCUGAUUACAGGGUCUCUAAUUUCGUUUUAAACGAAACGUUUCUAAACCGAUCAUAAAAAGAUUUACAGGCGUAAAAACUAAUACAUAUGUUCGAACGCGUCGGUAAAAAAGGACGACUUUAGGAUCCUCCCGAAAGGAACCACGUGGCACGGCGUACUCCGCGUAAAUCGAGGGACGCGGACGUGCCAGCGCGACGCAGUCGCGGUCAUGACGCAGGUGCGUUCGGCACGCGCGCUCGGGAGUUCUGGCGUCUUUCGCGCGGCACCCGUGAGUCGUCGAGUCCCCGGGAGAAGACGAGGAUAUUGAUGGAAAGCGCGGCCGGGAGGAAGAAACGAGCCGCCGACAGCGUUACGUCACAGGGCCGCAACGUCCCGAUCCGCCGCGCUCCGACCUUCGCCGAGCCGAUCCGAGUCCCGCUAUGAGGUUAGGGAGUGUUUACCUGUCAAAGCCGCGGCGUCGUCGCGGGGAGACGUAGGCGAGACAUGCGGGAGAUCUGAUCCGCGGAGGAGACGGCUCUCUCUCUCUCUCCCCCCCCCCCCUUCUUUCUCUCGCGCGGAGGUCGAAGAUGUUCUUCCCCGUGGGAUGGCCGCGGGUCCUCAACACCUGCGAGCAGGGCAAGAUAAACGCGGUGGUGUGCAACAGGGACAAGAAAUUGUUCGCCAUUCUCACCGCGGACUCCCUCGUCAUCUGGUACUGCAAGCCCUGCGUGCCGAUUGUAUUUAGCAGAAGAUCUGCGAGUUCCUUGUGGCAGCACGGCGAGAACGCCUUGGUGCAAUGGAGGCCGGAUUCGAGUAUGCUGGUUAUCGCGACGUCCGAGAGCUACCUGCUGUUCUACAGGCUUUCGGACAACAGCGCGGAGGGCCCGGGACUUUACGCACAGCGAGACUCGCCGGUCACCAGCUUGAAACGGGACAGCGCGGAAUUGUUCAUCAAAGAAGUCAUUCCGUCCCUCGUCUUGAGUUUUGAAAAGUCCGCCUGGAUCGACGGUGGGAUCAGUUCGUUAGUUUGUAUACGAGACGAGCUGAUGGUGGCGACCAAAACUAGCCACGUGGUGCGGCAUAAAUGGGACGGCAACGUGAAUCGCGACUAUUCUCUGGACCUGAGACGUAUACCGUUCAGCAAUGAUCAGCAAAUGUCUACGGUGGCCGUACCGCUCACGGAGAACAACAUUUACGUCACCGAUAUCGAAUAUUCGCCUCUCGUUGGAGGCUUCGCUAUUGUGCUGAACAACGGUAAAGCCGCGUUCCUCACUGCUCAAUCUUUGAAGUUUGACCCGAAUCAAGUGCAGGGGAUCUGGGCCCAGGAUGUGGACGAUGCUACUUGCGCCGCGGUUAACCAUAAAUAUCGGCUAAUCGCCAUCGGUAGGCAAAACUCCGAAGGCGUCGUAUAUUAUGUCGAUGAGACAACCGGCGGUUUACAGAUGUCGCACACCCUGAGUCUGUCUUCCAAGGACUAUCCAGGUCGGCCGGGUAGCGUCAAAUGUCUCAGGUGGACGCCUGAUAGCUGCGCCAUUGCUCUAGCUUGGGAAGGUGGCGGCUUAGCGCUGUGGAGCACCUUUGGCGCUCUUUUGCUCUGCAGCUUGAAAUGGGACUACGGCCUACGCGUGGAUCUUACGCACGAUAAUCCUCUGCAUAUCCAUACGAUGGAAUGGUGCGCGGAGGGUUAUCAGCUAUGGAUGCUGCGAGAAUCUCCAGGGUCUUUGGCUGCCAACGAAAACGGCAACAAAGCGACUAAUUCAAAUCGCUCUCUCAUUCAGCUGGACUUUGCUAAAAGUCCUCUGACCAUCAAUCCGUGCAUGGGCCAUCACGGGCAUCUGUAUCUUCAAGGCGAGGAUCGGCUGUAUUUAAAUUUGGGCGCUGGAUUAUCCUCAACCGCUUCGGGUUUUCACCUCGCCGCCGAGAUGCCCAACGACAGUGUGCUCCAGACGCUCGCCGGCUGCAAACAGUGGCUCGUUGUACCUAUCCCAACUGAUUACAGUGGUUCCAAUUGGCCAAUUCGGUAUACUGCAAUAGAUAGCGAAGGUUUAAGUCUUGCAGUGGCCGGUAAAGCGGGAUUAGCACAUUAUUCUCUGCUCUCGAGAAAAUGGACAUUGUUCGGCAACGAGAAUCAAGAGCGGGAUUUCAUAGUAACCGGUGGAUUGCUGUGGCAUAAAGGAUAUCUCAUAGCUGGCAGUUAUUCCUUAUUAGACGAUAAAGACGAGAUUAGAAUUUAUCCGCGCGACACUCGGCUCGAUAAUAAUUAUGUCAAGAGCGUUAAGAUGCCCUCGCAGGUGCUACUGUUGAAUACGAUGAAGGAUAGACUCCUAAGUUUCUGUGCCAAUGCUCAAAUUAAUAUCUAUGAUAUGGUGUUGCAAAACGGCGUGGAAGCCGGCGGUAUCGAAUUAUCGAGAAUACAAACUGUGGACGUCAGUGGACUAUGCGUACAUCCCGCCUGCGUGGUGAGCGCCACGCUGACCUCGAUUCGUGCGGAGACCGCUGGCAGCCAUCCUCAUCCUGAGAGUCUCCUGCUGAACGUCUCCGGACGCCUUCUCAUGGUUCAACGUGAACAUUCUACCGACAAUUCGGAGGUGCUCUUCACGUGCGGCGCGCCGACAGUAUUGGCGUCCUACGUCGAGAACGUUUGGGUGCCGUCGCGCUCGAGGAGGGACAAGCCGCACUUGACCGAGGCCCUGUGGCUGUUCUGCGGGGCACACGGCAUGCGAGUCUGGUUGCCGCUGUUCCGUAAUCAUCAAGAGAAGGCGCACGCUUUUAUGAGCAAGCGGAUAAUGCUGCCGUUCCACUUGCGCAUCUAUCCACUGGCGAUACUCUUCGAAGACGCGAUUCUACUGGGAGCCGAAAACGAUACCGUGCUGUUCACGUCGGACACUAACUCGCCCUUUUCACUGCCCUUCAAUUUAUUGGAGCUUACGAGUCAAGUGUAUCUGCAUCAGAUUCUGCGUCAAUUGAUACAUAGGAACCUGGGCUAUCACGCGUGGGAGAUAGCGCGUUCGUGUUCCGCAUUGCCGUAUUUCCCGCAUUCGUUGGAGCUGUUGCUGCACGAGGUCCUCGAGGAGGAAGCGACGAGCAAGGACCCAAUCCCGGAUGCUCAAUUACCGUCCGUCGUGGAAUUUAUCCGCGAGUUUCCCGGCGUCUGGGCCAGAGCCGUCGUGCAAUGCGCUCGCAAGACCGAGAUCGCGCUCUGGCCGUACCUGUUCUCCGUCGCCGGUCCACCGAAGAAGCUACUGCAGGAUUGUCUGCAGCGUCAGCAACUCGAUACCGCCGCCAGUUAUCUGAUCAUUCUGCAGAAUUUAGAGCCGUCCUCCGUCAGCAGGCAGCACGCCACGUUACUGUUGGACGCCGCGUUAGAGCAAGGUAGAUGGGAGCUAUCGAGGGAUCUUGUGAGGUUUCUUAGAGCAAUCGAUCCGAAUGACGUGGAGUCACCACGCACAUCGUGGAGUGGCAGUGCGAAACUGGUGGGCCCACCCCAGACACCUCCUCUCUCACCGCAAGAGGACGAUCUGGCCUUGGUCUUGGGCACUAUGCAAGUUUCGAGGAGCCGCAGUUAUAGCACCACGAUUACGCCCAAGGUGCAAUCCGAGAAGGACGUCGCGCCGUCCUCUAUGCUCGAGAAAACCCGCAACGUUGUUAUGAGGCGAAAGAAAUCGGUCCCGACAGUGAAAACUAGCGAGAAAACUGAAAACAAGGAAGGAUCGGCGGAGGAGUUCUUCAUCGAUGUCAUUUUGCAGCGUCACGCCCGGCGGCUGCUCUCAGCUCGCCGCUUGACCGACUUGGGUAGAUUUGCAGCUCGUCUUGAUUUCCAUUUAGUGACGUGGUUCGCUCGAGAACGUGAUAGAGCAGCGAAAAUUGACGAUUAUGUGGGCACGUUGAAGGCAGUGCACGAGGACUUUGUAUUUCCAUACCCGACGCUUUCGUUGCCGACCCUGCAGAAAUUUCGAAGAUCCAGCCUCAGCUCUGUACACUCCAUAAUAUCCGAUGACGGGACCGCGUCUCCGAAUUUGAUCGUCGACGUACCUGAUAGCGGAUACACUAGUCUUCCAAGCGGUAGACCACCGUAUACAACGUUGGUUUCGCCCGUCGCUAGCUUAGAGACACAAUUUCCGACCGCGGAAGCCAAAUUGACGCCAAAUUUGAUAAACGAUGCCAACAGUGUUCUUAGUGAUACUAGUACAAUCUGGAGAGACGAUGCAGAUUCCAUGGUUGGCUCUGUGUGUUGGGUCUCACCGGAGACAGUGGGGCCUGCAGAAGUCAAUCCAUCGACUUCUGCACCGAUCGGUCGGGCAGAAGUACAGCUCAGGUAUUUACUGCAACUGUUCCUUGAAGGCAGUUGUUUAGGAUGGGCUGCGAUAGUAGCUACUGUUCUUCGGGAUGCGGCGGCCAUGGCUAGAACCGUCAGAACAGCACAUGCACCAAUGCAAACCUUUGAUUCUAUAAUCAAUUUAAGAGAUGGAUUGCUUACAUUAACCAAAUGGUCUCAUUCGGAAUGCUUGGGGUACCGUCCUUUCAUGUCCAACAUCCAAAGCCAGAUAUCGUUGUUAAACAGGCUAGUGAUAAUCAAGCAACAGCAGGAGCAGGAACAGAUACCGGAAAGCCCUUCGCCAAGCCCGGCUCCAUCCGCCGGCAGCAACCAACGUGGCACUCACUCCCGCUCGAGGCACUCUUCGAUCAGUCACGCUUCCAACACGGCUCCACUCGAAGAGGAACGCUCGCACGAAUCACUCUUGACUGUCGAGGAGUCGGUGUUUCACGGCAGUUACAACAAUAAUCUCAACGUCACGGAGGACACGUCGCCGCAGAGUGCAUGCACGAUCUCUUAAGGCUUCACGAAACUCCCAAAAACUAAGGCUGUCCACUUCACCACUUGUAUUUUAUAUACCAAAUGGAUUGUUUUCGUGUAAGACCAAGUUUUUCCAAAAGAUAUUACUUGAUUAUAUUUCAUACACAUAAAGAUUCCGUAUCUAUAUACUAUAAUUAUUACUUUAAAAGAGAUCUUAUUUUAGGGCCGCUGAUUAAGGCCUUCAUUGUCUUAAUGUUAAGGAUAAUUUUUGUAAUGUGACAAUAUUCUGCAAAGCUGAUACACAGACAUCCUUGUUCUAAUGCAGGUUGUUCUCAGAGGUUCUUAUAAUUCGAAGAAGUCCUGGAAAUUUGUACAUAAGGUUUUGGAAUGUCUUUUUAGUAACUUUACAUCGAAGAUUCUGAAUUAUACAGGGUGAAAUAUGUAAAGGUAAAUGAUUCACACAAGCAUGUGAUGUACAUAAGCACUUAUGAUAUUGUUAAAGUAUACGCUGCGUCGGAUGCGACAUCCUAAGCCGCCAGAGCCAACUGGUAAUUCUUAAAUGAUUUUACCGUUGAGUAUAAAAAUAUUGUAUGCUCAUUCGUUAAUUAUGAGCAAUAGGGAAUAGCAAUAUAGUAAAAGUAACGAGUGAAGAGCGGUUGAAGACAUUAAAUCAAAAUGGGCGCAUUAAGAGGUCUGAUAUAUAAUUAUUAUUAUUAUUAUGUAAUGUGCAAAACAAUGAAAAUUAUUAAUAAGCUAUUUAUACUAUUGUAACAUAGAGGAUCAUACAAGUACAUGUUAUAUUUUCUCAUAAAA